Penicillium crustosum is the source of this 612-nucleotide messenger RNA. RefSeq lists its product as uncharacterized. The record is from RefSeq and is a predicted model, not a curated record. The transcript has 2 exons. Bases 1 to 612 code for a protein of 203 amino acids. NCBI's taxonomy places the organism in Eukaryota, Fungi, Ascomycota, Eurotiomycetes, Eurotiales, Aspergillaceae.
AUGGAUUAUGAUGCACCCAAUAUUAACAUUGCUGACGUGGAACUCGUUGAGAUCAUCAAACACAUAGAUAGGGCCUUUCUGUGCCGAGCCCGCUGGCAAGACAAAGACUGCGUGCUCAAAGUGUUCCCUCCUUAUAAAUGGGAGAAGAUCCACCCACCAUUCCGUUCUAUCGAUCUUUUCAAAAAUGAGAGCGGCGCAUAUAGUCGAUUGAAGGCUCGAGGCUUUUGUGAACGAGGAUCUGUGCCUGGCUUUUAUGGGGUGGUUGAGAAUAUCGACCCCGAGGCGAAGGGCUGGCAACCUCACCUCAAGAAAUUCUAUGAUGCAACUUUUCCUCGGAGUCUUGAUCCCCAGUCUCGCCCAAAUGGUGGUGUCCUGAUGGAAUAUAUUCCUGAUGUGAACAUGUUUGAUAUCUAUAACUACACAGAGGAAAGAGCUCGCAAGCUCCAUCAGCUCCUAAUUGAAAUCCACGAGGCUGGGAUUGUACACCUUGAUCAUUAUCCCCGAAACAUGUUGAUUCAGGGUGAUUCGGAUCGGGGACUCUGGAUCGACUACGAACUUGCUCGAAUAUUUGGCCUGAAGCACUCAGAACGCCCCCGAUUUUUUUGCCAAUGA